AGGGAAAGAGCGACAGGCUGAACGACCGCGGUGGAGGAGGCAGUAGUAGAGGUGGAGGAGGAGCGGCGGAAACCAGCGACCAUAGGCGGCGUGAAUAUGGCGGAGACCGUACGCUCUCUCAUCGACUACCGGGACCCACACAACCUGGACAGCGAGAACGGAGAAGGCGUCAAACCCGCGCCGCCGCUACGGGGGCGCGGCUGUGGGAGGAAAAGAAAAGGGACACCAGUGAAAGUCUUUGUUACACACACUGAGGAGGAGAGCGUGCCUGAACACAGCUUCAGCCCAGGUGAUAGGAAGGAAGCAGGAGAGAAUAAACGGCCCAGUCUGGACGGGCCUUUCUACAACACCCAGCCAGCUCCUCACAUCUGUGAUCCAUCAGAGAUGGCUCAUGGCAAGAUGUCCACUGGAUCCAGGACCAGCUCCUGCUCAGCCUCUACACCAGCUCCAUCUCCGGCUGCUUCCUCAGCCCCAACCCCUACACCAGUUCCCGCUCCCGCCCCGGCCACUGCGACCUCAGCUCAAGCGCGCUCUCUGACCCCAGCAUCCACAGCUCCAGCUGCCCCGGCGGCCUCUGCUCCGGCCCCGACGGCCAGCUCCUUCCCUCCCUCCCCUAACUGCCGUAUCCGGGAGGUAAACUGCGGCAGCCAGGUGCGCCUGGUUGUUAUCGCCAUCCGAGACAUCACCAAGGGAGAGGAGAUCACUGUGGACUACAGCCUGACGGAGUGGGGAGAGAACCUGGGUUUCCGUGGUACUGUGUCUCCAGCGCAGCACGAGUGUAACUCUGACACCGAGAAUAACAACAGUAUCAAAAAGGAGGAUGAGCCCCUCUCUCUGACGGCCCCCCAGCAGCAGCGGCAUCAACAACAGCGUCAUCAGCAGCAGGAAUACGUCACCCCCUCCUGGUCCCUCUCUCCCUCCUCGUCCCCCAUCUCCCACUCUGACGCCAGCGACUCAGACGUCGGAGACGAGGACAACUCCAGCCCACGUGGCCGUGCACUACGUCGGCGAAAGAAACGCCGCGGCACUCCCUCAAAGAAGAAGACACCCCACCGGACCCCACCCGGGCGCCCGCCGACUCUUUCCCCCUCCAGUGCUCCUCAUCACACCCGUCCAGUCCCUUCAUCCCACCCUUUAGCGCAGUCCUCCCCUCCCUGCUCGUCCUCCUCCUCUUCCUCCUCGUCCAGGCCUGUGUUUAAGCCUCCGGCUCCCCUGGCCUCCAACGCCGCAACCAACAUCUCCACAAAUGUCCCCAAGGGAGCAGUGUCCAUAGACGCCAUGCGCCAAACCUGCGAGUACUGUGGACGCCACUUCCGCUCCCUGGGGCGCCACUUAGACAAACAUCACGCCCACCAGCCCGACGUGUGCUCCGCCCUGGUGGAGCGCUACACACAGAUCCCCCGCCUGCACGCGCAAAACACGAACCCCGCCACGGCUCACACACAGCAACCUUCAAAACUGUCACACGCCACAGGACAGAGUCGCAGCUCAGAUGUUGCACAAAGCGGCGUCCAGGACCUCUCCAUGUCUCCGCCCACUCUCAUGGCAGCCAACCAAUCCGCUGCCCCGUCCGGCAGGAACGCUACUCCUCCCAUGCUGACUCCUCCGCGGGGACAAAAUGCAGUGCCGGUGUCUGUCCUAAAGAGGAGCCCGCCCCCUGUGACUGUGACGCAGUCCAGGAAGGCAGCGACGAGGAGGCCUAAGAAAGAAAGGCAGGUGGAGGAAGAGGAGGACGAGGAAGAAGAUGUGGAGGUCGUAGAGGUGACGAGGCCUAAAGAGGAGGAAGAUGUAGAGCUGGUGUGCCCCCAGUCCUUCAGCAGCAAGUUGGCCAAAGACAUAAAGCCACCAAAAGAAGAGGAAGACGAGGUGGAUGAGGAGGAGGAAGAGGAGGAAGAAAAUGGGGUGAUGGAGGUGGAAGAUGAUAGUGGGACAGAAGAAAAGGAAAAGGACUUACUGAGUUCGGGCCGGCACCACAUGUUGCCCCUCCUCUCGUCCCUGUCCUCUCUGGUGCUGUACCUCCGUCGGCUGCAGCACUCUGCCUUCUUGUCCCUGUCUCGGCAGCUGCAGUCAGCUGAGGCCUGGCGGCUCCUCUGCCACUCCAGCCUGGCGCUCCUCAUCCUGUACAACCGGAGACGCGAGUGUGAGGUCUCCAAGCUCUCUAUCGCAGAGUAUCGUGCUCGCAUUACUCCCCAGUGCCCCGUUCCCGUCCCGCCCGGUGCUCCUCCGGCCCUCACACCGCUGGAGGCCUCCCUUUCCCCCUUUGAGCGCCUGGUGCUUCCCCACCUCCCCAGAGUUGGGGUCCAGGGGAAACGUGGGCGCGUCCAGCCCCUCAUCCUCCCCCCUCACUGUGAGCCCUGCCUGGAGCUUCUCCUGCAGACGCGGCAGGAUGUUGGAGUCGACCCCACAAACCCAUACGUCUUCGCCCGACCCUACCACUCUCCCGCCACUCCGCUGCGUGGCACUGACCUCCUCCGCAGCCUGGCCCGCUCCAGCGGAACCCGCAACCCCCGCGCCCUGACCCAGACCAGGGUUCGCCGCCAGGUGGCGAUCCUCACCCAGCUGCUGCUUCUAGGAGAAGGGGAGGAGCCCGGACAGCCGGGGGGCAGCGCUGUGGAGAGACUGGAGCACUUCCUGGAGCGGGAGUACCACGUGACUCAGAACUGCGCCGGAAUCGGCCAAGACCCAGGGCUGAUGGGCAGAGUGGGCCGGGUGGUGCUGUGUGGAGAGAGGGAUGGAGUGCUGUUCAGGGGAAUGAGCCUGAACCACAUCUGUCUGGAACUGGACGUUAUGUCAGGCAACUCUGCAGACUCGUACUCGGAGGCAGAGUCUGAAGGGGACCAUGUGAAGGAGAAGGUCGAGGUGUCCUCCCCUGCUCCUGCUCUGAACCCAACACCUACCCUGCUGUAUGUCAGGAAGGGCAAGAACAACGGGCGGGUGGGGCGACCCAAGAAGCUCAAGAACAUCCAGCCGCCCCCUCCACCUCCUCCACCACCCCCACCUCCGCCCGCAAACCGCAGGAGAGGCUCAGGUCAGCCUAAAUCAGGAAAGCGAGGCGUCCUGAAGCGGCCCUGGUCGGAGGCGGAGCGCGCUGCGGUCGAGGAGCACCUGACCCAGAACAUUAACGAGCUUCGCGUCCCGGCCAAGGCCGACUGUGAGCGCUGCCUGCAGCAGUGCCCUCUGCUGGUCAGCAACCAGCGCGACUGGCGAGCCAUCAAGUUCUACUGCCACAACCGCAUCCAGCUGCUGAAGAAAAAUCAGCGACGAGAAAGUGCACCUCAGCCCCUCACUGUGUGCUGAGAGAGACGGGGGGGGGACGUAGGGCCAGAGCAGAGUCUCAAAUGGUACCCGCUGCCCAUGAAAUGCACUAAUUUUGAGAGGACGGUCCUAAAUUUCUCUCCACUCUCUCUGGAGGUGUGGCUGGAUUUUUGACAUGGCUUUAAUUUGACCCAUGAUGGCAUUUUAUUUUGAGCCAUACAAGAACAGAACAUUUCAACUAACAUUCUUUUGCUGCUCUAUUUUAAGGUCUUAAAAUUGCACCCGUUUGUGGUGCCAGUGUUUGACGGUUGCAGGUCUUGUCAAAAAUAGUGUUCUUUAGACGGGUGCCGUUUGAGACAUGCCUCGAGGGACUUUAGAGGAAUGACACGGGCUGCAGCCUGUGUCACGUUGUACAUGGACAUUUAUUUCCUUCCACAGUGGAUACACUAAACCCAACAUGUAAACAAUGGAGGCAACUUAUCUCUACAGUGUUGUUAUAUGGACGUUGUGAAGUAGCAUUAGUGUUUUAUGCACUUGGAGACGUUAAUAGGACAAAUGACCCGUGCUUGGGUCACAGUUUCCUUCAUAGCAGCUUUAUAAUUAGAGUAGGCCUAACUACUGCUAACCACGAGAGGAAUAGCCUGAUCUUUCCUCAAACAAGCUAGUUCUACUUUUCAUAUGACUGUGCAAUCCUGACUAUAGUUUCCAGAUAUCUGGACCUUAAUUUACAUGUGAGGUACAAAAUAUGAUGAAUGAGUUACACUUCUGCAUUUACUAUGAAGUUGUUUUUUUUUUUGUUGUUUUUUUUUUAAAUUGAAUGACAUAAUUGCGUUAUGGAGAUCAUUUUUGGAGAUUUCGGUUUUAUGUCGGACAAUGGCCACUGAAUGUUGUAAGGUUACUUUUGGAUCCCUUAAGUGUUUGUUAAAUCUCCAGCUGCAAAUCUGUUGUCAAGUCUGUUCUCCAAUUAACAGAAACACUCAACAUCUGCAGUGUGUUCAUGUUUCCUUUUGUUUCUGCCUGUUGCACACUUGCUAUUAAAAGUGGUAAAAAGAAAAGGGUGCUACGGGCCAAUGAGCUGGAUAUCACUUUAUUUGUGCAGAGAUUUGUCUAAGGUUACUUAAACAGUGGCCAUUUGUUACAGGAGAGAUUGUUCUGUGGCGCCACUUUUUGUUGCAUUGUCUGUGUUGUCUUUUCCAAUGGCAAGAGCUCCUCGUGUCUUUUACCCAGCCACACUACACAGUUUGCAGCUCAACCAGAUUUGCGGUUUCCCUCCGGUGUUGCUGGAAAUCUGCAUCUAUCGGCUUAAAAAGAAAACCUCUGUGAAACCUCAAGGCAGAUACUUGAAGUUAUUUAAACCUUUUACAGAGUCUUUAUGUUCUCUCUUGCUCUAGCCUUGCCAGUUACAUUGUACAUAACAAAUCUAUUAUCAUUAUGCUAACUGGUUGUUUGUGCUAGACAAUAUGUAGCUUUCUCCAUUUAUGAGUUGUUGCUAUCUGUACAUAGGCCAGUUUUGUAAAUACUCCUCAGAGAAGCGAAGAAAAAACACAAUGUAUGACACGCCUUAGUUAUUGUGUUCUGUUUUUUCUUUUUUAUAAGUCUUAUAAAAACUUAACGUUC
This is a messenger RNA of Mugil cephalus (flathead mullet), 4872 nucleotides long. RefSeq lists its product as uncharacterized. The coding region runs from base 97 to 3297 and encodes 1066 amino acids. The record is from RefSeq and is a predicted model, not a curated record. NCBI's taxonomy places the organism in Eukaryota, Metazoa, Chordata, Actinopteri, Mugiliformes, Mugilidae. The transcript is spliced from 9 exons. Gene Ontology annotation, molecular function: protein binding.